Nycticebus coucang (slow loris) is the source of this 789-nucleotide messenger RNA. RefSeq names its product cornichon family AMPA receptor auxiliary protein 3 (gene CNIH3). The record is from RefSeq and is a predicted model, not a curated record. Gene Ontology annotation, biological process: regulation of AMPA receptor activity; vesicle-mediated transport. The transcript is spliced from 6 exons. Gene Ontology annotation, cellular component: synapse; dendrite. The coding region runs from base 170 to 652 and encodes 160 amino acids. Lineage: Eukaryota; Metazoa; Chordata; Mammalia; Primates; Lorisidae.
GACCCUUGAGCCUCUCUCCGCCAGCCGUGCGCCCUCCUGGCCACUGGCUUUGAGAGGAGUGCGCAGUCGUGGCUUCUUUUUGCCUCCCGCUUUCAGGGAGUGCGGUCCCAGGGAAAGGCGUUGGUCUCCCAGGGGCUUCUCUGUGUGUGGUGGGUGGGGUCCGCUGGCCAUGGCCUUCACGUUCGCGGCUUUCUGUUACAUGCUGUCUCUGGUCCUGUGCGCUGCGCUCAUCUUCUUCGCCAUCUGGCACAUAAUUGCCUUUGAUGAGUUAAGGACGGAUUUUAAAAGCCCCAUUGACAAGUGCAACCCCGUUCAUGCAAGGGAGCGGCUGAGGAACAUUGAGCGCAUCUGCUUCCUUCUGCGAAAGCUAGUGCUGCCGGAAUACUCCAUCCACAGCCUCUUCUGCAUCAUGUUCCUGUGUGCUCAGGAGUGGCUCACCCUGGGGCUGAAUGUCCCUCUACUCUUCUACCACUUCUGGAGGUAUUUCCACUGCCCGGCGGAUAGUUCAGAACUAGCCUACGACCCACCGGUGGUCAUGAAUGCAGACACCUUGAGUUACUGUCAGAAGGAGGCCUGGUGUAAGCUGGCCUUCUAUCUCCUCUCCUUCUUCUACUACCUUUACUGCAUGAUCUACACACUAGUGAGCUCCUAACACAAAGACCAUGUACAUCAUCAGAGACUGAGAGGGAGCGCCCUGAGGCUGAGAAGUCCGUUUCUGCUGGUGACUAGAGGAGAGGCUGGAGUGAAACUUGUGGGAGAGAGCUGGCUGGCAGGCAGUGACUGAACGCA